Molecule: messenger RNA, 464 nt
Organism: Teleopsis dalmanni
Lineage: Eukaryota; Metazoa; Arthropoda; Insecta; Diptera; Diopsidae
Product: diptericin-A-like
Exons: 2
Coding region: 77-421 (114 amino acids)
Biological process (GO): defense response to bacterium
Cellular component (GO): extracellular region
Source: RefSeq, a predicted model, not a curated record
UUAUUAUCAGUUCAAUAAUUAAUACAAAAUACUUCAAGUCACUAAAUUACGAACAAACAAAAAAUAUUCCUUAAAAAUGCAUUUCAAGUUGGUCAUUUUAUUUUGCGCUCUAACUGCAGUACUUGCCUAUUCAUAUGAACCAAGUGAAUUAGCUGAUGCAGCCAUUGAAAAUGCGGAUUUGGCUUAUUAUGAAUUGCAACCAGAGUUACACCGUGAAAGACGUCAAUUAACAGCACAAGGCGGUGGCAGUCCCGGUAAAGGCUUUGAUAUUAAUGUUGAUGGACGUGCUCCAGUCUGGAAAAGUGAGAAUGGUCGUCACCAAAUUGAUGCAACUGGCGGAUAUUCACAACACUUGGGUGGUCCAUAUGGCAAUAGCCGACCUGAUUUUCGAGGUGGUGCAGUUUAUACAUUCAGAUUUUAAGUGGAAAGCUUUACCAUAUAUAGGUCCAUGUAAAUAGCAUCUU